GGGCCGCUGGCGGCGGACAAUUCACAUCGCACGGCGCACAGUGCGGCAACGUGGCACGAGAAUUCCAUCCGUCGCGGAUUGUGUGCGAGUGUGCGACGUGCGUGCGUGUGUCAUUGUCAGACUGUCAGUGUGUGUGUAUCGUUGUUGACGCCCGAAAUUUUUGUUAUUCUAACAUAUUUGACACUACAACGGUAUAUUAAGUGCUGCAUAAAAGAUCGUCUGGCUUCUAGGUGUACGCGAAAUUUGUUUCCGUCUUUUUAGUGGUCUUCCUGUACGUGCGCAGUGUUUUUUUAAAAUUGCAUCCCCUCCUCACCCACACCACGCGCCGGUCGAGCCGAAUUACAUGUAGCGUAGUACCCGUGCGUCUCGUAGACGGUUUUUGUCGUAGAUUUUGUUUUUGAUUUUUAUUUUCUGUUCGGUUUUUUGUUCGCGAUCGCCUUCUGCCAUUUCUUUUUAUCGACGUUGGUCCGUGUGUGUUGGUUCGCAGGUUACACUCCAUACACGGGUUGAAGUCCGCUGCUGGGCAGCAUUCGAGUGCUGUGACAACUUUCCGAGUACUCUUUGCUGCUUACUCACCAGUGUAUACAUAAGAGUGUUUCUAUAGGGGCAGCAUGCAGACCAUCAAGUGUGUUGUUGUUGGUGAUGGAGCUGUUGGUAAGACUUGUCUGCUCAUAUCGUACACGACAAACAAGUUUCCUUCAGAAUAUGUUCCAACUGUUUUUGACAAUUAUGCAGUGACAGUUAUGAUUGGUGGAGAGCCAUACACAUUAGGUUUAUUUGAUACAGCAGGUCAGGAAGAUUAUGAUCGCCUCAGACCUUUGAGUUAUCCACAAACUGAUGUGUUUCUUGUUUGUUUCUCCGUGGUUUCACCAUCUUCAUUUGAAAAMGUUAAAGAAAAGUGGGUCCCAGAGAUAACGCAUCAUUGUCAAAAAACACCAUUCCUGUUGGUUGGUACACAAAUAGACCUCAGAGAAGAUGCCACAACAGUGGAAAAACUAGCCAAAAAUAAACAAAAAUCAAUAUCAUUUGAACAAGGAGAGAAGCUAGCUAAAGAGCUUAAAGCUGUGAAAUAUGUUGAAUGCUCAGCACUUACACAAAAAGGACUAAAAAAUGUAUUUGAUGAAGCUAUUCUUGCAGCUUUAGAGCCUCCUGAACCAGUUAAGAAGAGGAAGUGUGUUAUAUUGUAAGGCUGUGGAUAAAUAAACAGGUGCAACAAUUUUGUCAUAAAAUAUUUAAGAUAAAACAAUUUAAAUCAUGAUUUAGCAUGGAUACAAUAAUGAAAUAAUUAUUAU
Molecule: messenger RNA, 1292 nt
Organism: Diuraphis noxia (Russian wheat aphid)
Lineage: Eukaryota; Metazoa; Arthropoda; Insecta; Hemiptera; Aphididae
Gene: Cdc42
Product: Cell division cycle 42
Biological process (GO): small GTPase-mediated signal transduction
Molecular function (GO): GTP binding; GTPase activity
Source: RefSeq, a predicted model, not a curated record